Molecule: messenger RNA, 3905 nt
Organism: Trichomycterus rosablanca
Lineage: Eukaryota; Metazoa; Chordata; Actinopteri; Siluriformes; Trichomycteridae
Product: NLR family CARD domain-containing protein 3-like
Exons: 11
Coding region: 1-3018 (1005 amino acids)
Biological process (GO): intracellular signal transduction
Molecular function (GO): protein binding
Source: RefSeq, a predicted model, not a curated record
AUGAAUCUCUCCGAGAAGCUGAGGAAAGUCAUGAGUCCUCUGGAGUCAGCAAGGUUACCUCACAUUGGAGCUUUUGACUGGUCUCAGCAGACGGAGCAGUUCUACCUCUCCUCUGCCCAGAUCAGCUCUACAACGCGGAGUAUGGAGCUUGAUGUUGACUUUCCUCCCUUGAGAAGAUUUGCACCUGAACCCAGCUGUGUCUCCAUGAAGAGCGACCAGUCAAUGGGACCGCCACUUCAAUUUAAAGAUGGAGGAUGUUCUACUGAUCUGAGAUUACAAAAGAAGAAAUUAAAUGUUACUUACAGAGAUCAGUUGGAAUCCAUAUUUAAGGAACUGGAGCUCAACGUCAUCAGCAUGUUAAAAAAUGAGCUACACAAGUUCAAAAAGCUACUGCAUGAAGAUUACCCAGCUUGCUCUGAGCAGGAGAUGAAGGAUGUGAAAGAUAUGAGUAGUUUCAGAGAGGGGGCGCUAAAGAUCACACUGAAUGUUCUGAAGAUCAUGAACCAGACAGACCUCGCUAACGCCCUGCAGAGUAAACUAUUAGUCUCCGUGUAUCAGAAAAAACUCAAAUCAAAUCUGAGAGAGAAAUUUAAAAGAAUCAGUGAAGGAAUCUCCCAGCAUGGAAGCUCAGCACUUCUGAAUGAGAUCUACACAGAGCUCUACAUCACAGAGGGUUGGAGUGGAGACGUCAAUAAUGAACAUGAGGUCAGACAGAUUGAAGCGGCAUCCAGGAGACCAGCAACACAGGAGAAACCCAUCAAAUGCAACGACCUCUUUAAAGACACGUCCAACAGAACUGUGCUGACUAAAGGAAUCGCUGGAAUUGGAAAAACAGUCUCAGUGCAGAAGUUCAUUCUGGACUGGGCUGAAGAAAAAGCAAAUCAGGACGUCAUCUUCAUACUUCCACUUCCUUUUAGAGAGCUGAACUUGAUGAAGCAGGAAAAUCUUAGUCUGAUGGAACUUCUUCAUCAGUUUUUCCCAGAAAUCAAAGGUCUUUCAUCAUUAGACUGUUAUGCUUAUAAAGUUUUGUUCAUCUUUGAUGGUCUGGAUGAGUGUCGACUUCCUCUAGAUUUUCAAAAUAAUGAGCGAUUGUGUAACGUAACAAAGUCAGUAAAAAUGGAUGUGCUGAUGACAAACCUCAUCAAGGGAAACCUGCUUUCCUCUGCUCACCUCUGGAUCACCACUAGACCAGGAGCAGCCAAUCAGAUCCCUACUGGGUGUGUAGACCAGGUAACAGAGGUACGAGGGUUCAGUGACCCUCAGAAAGAGGAGUACUUCAGGAAGAGGGUCACUGAUGAGAACCUGGCUAGUAAAAUCAUCACUCACAUAAAGUCAUCAAGAAGCCUCUACAUCAUGUGUCACAUUCCAGUUUUCUGCUGGAUCUCAGCCUCUGUUCUAGAAAGAAUUCUGGAUAAAGCCGAGGGGAAAGAGAUCCCCAAAACUCUGACUCAGAUGUUCACUUACUUUCUGAUCUUUCAGAUAAAACACAAGGAACAAAAGUACCAUGGGAAAUCUGACCCUGAUCCACACCAGACCAGAGAAUCAAUACUGGCACUGGGGGAACUGGCCUUCCAACAGCUGGAGAAAGGAAACCUGAUCUUCUAUGAAGAAGACCUGACAGAGUGUGGCAUCGAUGUCAAAAACACAUCUGUAUACUCAGGAGUCUGCACCCAAAUCUUCAAAAAAGAGGCUGGACUGCACCUGGGUCAGGUCUUCAGCUUUGUGCACCUGAGUGUUCAGGAGUUUCUGGCUGCUUUAUAUGUAUUUCUCACCUUCAUCAACAAAAACAGAAAUGUGCUGGUGAUGCAAAACACUAGAUUCUUUAACAUCUUUAGAAAUUAUACAAAUAUGUCUGACUUUCUAAAGAGUGCAGUGGACAAGGCCUUACAGAGUAAGAAUGGACACCUGGAUCUUUUCCUCCGCUUCCUUCUGGGUCUCUCACUGGAGUCCAAUCAGACUCUCUUACGAGGCCUACUGUCACAAACAGGAAGUAGCUCUUACAACAAAGAGGAAAUAGUCAGGUACAUCAAGGAGAAGAUCAGUGAGAAUCCCUCUCCAGAGAAAUCCAUCAAUCUGUUCCACUGUCUGAAUGAACUGAACAAUGAUUCUCUAGUGCAGGAAGUCCAGAAAUACCUGAACAGAAAAGGUUAUGUUUAUCACGAUGGACUCUCCUCUGCUCAGUGGUCGGCUCUGGUGUUUGUGUUGCUGAACUCAGAUCAGGAGCUGGAUGAGUUUGAUUUGAGGACGUAUUAUCCAUCACAUGAAUGUCUUCUGAAGCUCCUGCCUGUGGUGAAAGAAUCAAGAAGAGCUGAUUUGAGGGUUUGUAAUCUAACAGAGGAAAGUUGUGAAGUUCUGUCCUCAGUUCUCAGUUUAAACUCCUCCAGUCUGAAACAUCUGGACCUGGAUAACAAUAAACUGAAGGAUUCAGGAGUGAAGCUGCUCUCUGCUGGACUGGAGAAUCCACACUGUAAACUGGAGAUACUGGGGUUGGCUGGUUGUAAUCUAACAGAGAAAAGUUGUGAAGUUCUGUCCUCAGUUCUCAGUUCAAACUCCUCCAGUCUGAAACAUCUGGACCUGGAUAACAAUAAACUGAAGGAUUCAGGGGUGAAGCUGCUCUCUGCUGGACUGGAGAAUCCACACUGUAAACUGGAGAUACUGGAGUUGUGGAAUUGUGAUCUAACAGAGAAAAGUUGUGAAGUUCUGUCCUCAGUUCUCAGUUCAAACUCCACCAGUCUGAAAGAUCUGAACCUGGAUAAAAAUGAACUGAAGGAUUCAGGAGUGAAGCUGCUCUCUACUGGACUGGAGAAUCCACACUGUAAACUGGAGAUACUGGGGUUGAGGAGCUGCAGUAUUACAGAUGAAGGUUUUACUGCUCUGGCUUCAGCUCUGAAAUCAAAUCCAUCAUCAUGUCUGAGAGAACUGCGACUGAACAACAAUCAUCCAGAAGAAUCAGGAGUAAAACUGCUCAAAGAUCUACAAAUGGAUCCACAAUGUAACCUGAAGAAACUAAGCUUCUGAUUCUAAUACACAUUGAAUUGUAAGAAGAUAAAGAGCAGUGAAGAUAAACACCAUCUACUCUUCACACUGGGAUUCUACAUGGUUUAGCUUCUUACUGUUCAAAUCUGUAAACAUGCUUUCUGUAUAACUGUGUGCUCCUCUUAUGACAUAAUUUCCUGUACAAGAUCAACACCCUUAGACCCAUACUGAAGUGCUGAUGGACCUUCAUCUUCUUCUUCUAUACAUCAGUACUGAAGUAAUGAGAUUGAUGAGUCCAUCAGGUUACUGAUACCUCUAAAACAGAGUGAGGGUCUAUGAGGGUUGUUUUAGAAAAGCCUGCAUUAGCUUGAUUUAUUAGCUGGCCUGUAAUGAAGAAGUUUAAAGCUACUAGAGAUGUUGAGAUUCUGCCUGGAGAAGAACAUGAGGAGGAUUACUCAAGUGUACUCAAACUCGUAAACGCGGAUCGUUUACUCUGCCGUUUCUCAGCACUUUUUAAACCGCUCAUUUAUGUAAAUACAGACUGUCAGACAAAUAUCAUUAAAACUUCACAACCAGAAACGGUUUAACGGACCUUUUAUUGUUAAACCACUUUGGAGAUAUUUCAUGUGCAUAAAUACUUCUAAAGCUGGAUUUAUGUUUCAUGUUACUUCCUGUAAAGUAUGAAGCCAGAUUUAUACUAGAUGUGUUUUUUUUUUUGUCAAUGGCACAAGUAACUUGUCCAUCUGUAAAAGUAAUAUUAUUGCUGAGGAGUAGAUUCACAUUUUAGACUUAUAUGCACCGAGAUCAGGAUCAUUUGACGCUGGAUAUUCAAUGUUUGCUGUUUGUGUGAAGUUAGGGAUCGUCUCAAAAUUGAUCACUGGCAGCAAAAACCAUUCAUUUGCUAUUCAAUAACUGCUGAAUCUAAUGAU